AUGGCAUUUUUCACCAAAUUGUUGACACUCUUAGGCUUUAAGAAACGUGAGGCCAAUAUACUUGUGGUGGGUCUGGAUAACAGCGGAAAGACUACUAUUAUGAACCACUUUAAGCCUCCAGAAGAGAAGACCAGUGAAAUCGUGCCAACCGUUGGCUUUAAUGUGGAAAAAUUUAAAAUUAAAAACUUAACGUUUACUGCAUUUGAUAUGUCGGGUCAGGGAAGGUAUCGCAACCUAUGGGAACACUAUUAUAAAGGCGUUGAGGGAAUCAUAUUCGUAAUCGACAGCUCAGACUCCUUGCGAUUAGUUGUGGCCAAAGAUGAACUCGAAAUGAUGUUAAAGCAUACGGACAUCGCAUCCAAGCCAUCGAUUCCCAUCUUAUUCUUUGCCAACAAAAUGGACUUAAAAGAGUCACUUUCGAGCGUCAAAAUUAGCCAAACUCUGGGUUUGGAUCAGUUCAAGAACAAGGCCUGGCAUAUACAGGCGUCAAAUGCAAUGACCGGCGAGGGAUUGAUGGAUGGGGUCGAGUGGCUAUCCGAACAACUUAUGCAACAAAACAAAUGAUUUUCAAUUAAAUAUUUUAAUAAAAAACUUUAUCUCAAACGUCUGAAUAUUGUCAUCCAAUAUAUUCUUAACUAUCAUUUGUACCGUAUGUUAGAACUUUGGUUUUGUUAACAAAACAUCACUUAAUUGCCGU
Molecule: messenger RNA, 697 nt
Organism: Oppiella nova
Lineage: Eukaryota; Metazoa; Arthropoda; Arachnida; Sarcoptiformes; Oppiidae
Source: the annotation of a GenBank genome assembly